AUGUUAUGCAACUAUCUCGUGAUCUUAGGUGUGGUAGCAAUCUUCUUCAUCAUCGCCUUCUUCAACCAAACCUACAUUAAUUCACAAUCUUUCGACGGUAACAUAUUCACCAUGAAAAAUGAUCAAGAGACGCUCGUGCAGCCUAAGGAGACAACGACGAACUUGAGCCACUUGAUGUUUGUGUUGGUCGGAAGCUCACGAGCGUGGGAGAGACGAAGCACUUAUGUAGAAUCAUGGUGGAGACCAAACGUGACACGUGGCAAUAUCUUUUUGGACGUGGAGCCGUCGAAAAAGUUCCAGCCUUGGUCUCCAACUUUCCCGCCGUUUAAAGUUAACGAAGACCUUAAGAAACUCGCAAUAUAUCCGAAGCUCAAAAACCCAAUUCACACUCGGAUCUAUAGAUCCAUUCUCGAGACUUACAGGCUCAUGCAAGACGAGGGUGUGAGAUGGUAUGUGACAGGUGAUGAUGAUACUCUUUUCUUCGUAGACAACAUGGUAGAUGUGUUGUCAAAAUACGACCACAAGGAAAAAUAUUACAUCGGAAUGUUUUCGGAGACGAUAGUAUCAAAUUAUUACUUGUCGUUUGAUAUGGCAUUCGGAGGAGGAGGAUAUGCUCUAAGUUAUCCACUGGUGGAGGCUUUGGUGCUCAAAUUAGAUGAAUGUGUUGAGAGGUAUCAUUACGUUUGGGCAGUAGAUCAGUUGCAGAGUUUUUGUUUGGCUGAUUUGGGCGUUGAUCUUACCCUCGAGAAAGGAUUUCAUCAGAUGGAUCUGCGCGGGGACAUAUCAGGCUUACUCUCGUCCCACCCAACUGACCCUCUUGUCAGCUUCCACCACUUCGAGACCAUAGAGCCACUUUUCCCUGGCAUGGACCGUCAUGGCUCAGUCAUUCAGAUAAUGAAAGCAGCAAACGUGGACCAGUCACGGAUGCUACAACAGUCGAUCUGCCACAUCAGAGACAGUAUGUGGACAUUCUCGGUCUCGUGGGGAUACGCUGCUCAUAUCUAUGAGAAGAUAUUCCCACGCAGCCACUUGAAACGUCCCAUCCAGACAUUCCGUCAUUGGAUCGGAGCACAACGGCCUCCGGUUCUCAUGUUUAACACGAGACCGGUUUCUCGAGAUCCUUGUGAAGCUCCUCACUGGUUCUUCUUUGAUUCGGUUGAACAAGAGAAUGAAAGAGUUGUUACUUCUUACGCAAGGAAGUUCCCUAGAAACAUUACUUCUUGUUCCUUCUCCGGUAAUAUUUCUGCUGAUCCUCUCGCUUCAAUCCGAGUCUUCUCUCCCAAAACUCCUAAACAGGUUCCUUCAUCUUAUCUCUUAGACAUUUAA
Messenger RNA from Microthlaspi erraticum, 1326 nucleotides. The record is from the annotation of a GenBank genome assembly. Lineage: Eukaryota; Viridiplantae; Streptophyta; Magnoliopsida; Brassicales; Brassicaceae.